CUAAUUGAAUAUAUUUGGAUUUUUUGGAAAAACCUUGUAUAGGUUGGUGCGGCCUGGAACUGGUUUAACUAUUUAAUUAAUCAUGGACACUUAAUUACUGAUGAACAACCGUACCAAUUAUAGUAAACAGAAUAAAUAAAUAAAGAGAGACCGCGUGACAUGCAAUAUAAUUAAUCGCGGGAAUGAAUUUUAAAGUUAAUUGAAUUGUUUAAAUAUUUCAAAUGUUUAACUUAAAAUAGGUAGACAAAUAUAUUUUUAAUAAACCAUGGACAAUUGAACAUGCAUUUAAAAUGUUUCAUCGAUUAGUUAGUGAUGUUAUCGCGCGACACUCAUUAUAAUAGAGUAUUAAUUAUUCCAUUCUCCAGUAUCAUUUUAACUACUGGCCAAGAACUACUGAGAAGAAUUAAUGUUCACUUCACUGCAAAAAUAUUUCUCGCCAGUUGUGAAUGAGGAUGAAGAACUAUGUUUUCUGCAGAUCUUCAAACCCUUGUAUAUUGUGCUCUCCGCUCUCGGAUUAUUUCCUCAAGCUGUACGCUUUCCUGAUGGAAUACAAAAUACCACUUUGAAUAUCAAAAACAGUGUGAUAAAUUCGAUGUGUACCUUGUUUAUGAUUGUAAUUGUUCAUGCCUUUUUGGUAUUCCAUUUACAAGAAUUGAACAUCUCCAGUAAAGAUAACUCCAUGACGGAAGAUAAUAUGACUCUAAUGAACUACAUUAUUGGCUUAGUUUUAGAAAUACUAUUUUGUACGGUUUCUUAUUUCUGUGUGAUUCGUGACAGAAAUUUAUACAUUACUAUGCUGAACGACAUGGCUGUUUGCUGGGAUAAGCUUGCAAUGGGAAAGAGGAGACUGAUACUCGGACGAUUACGUGUACAUAUCAACUGUGUAGUUUUGACCACUGUGCUGGCAAUGAUUCUUGUGCUGGCUGUGGCCACAUACACUAGCUAUUUAGGAGUUUGGAAGAUGAUAUUAAUAACCCUGACAUUUGUCUUACCAGAUCUGAUACAGUUUACGAUGAUAGCGUUUUAUUUAGUACUGAUAUUGAUGGUUGUGGCGCUGUUAAAGAAUAUUGAAGAGGAGUUUAAAGUGAUUUCACUGGUGAAGAAUAACGCUCCUAAUGAUUUGGUUGAAGCUCAUUUGGUAGUAAGCAUUCGUGAAAUAAGGGAAAUAUACGUAAAGACGAUGGAGAUUAAGAGGCGGAUUAAUGAGGCGUUCCAGGCGCCGAUACUUGUGGCCAUGAUGGUAUGCUUCCUAGAGUUGGUGAGCAUGCCUCACAUGAUAUACCACGGGCUGUCGUUCCAGGCUAACUUCACUAUGCAUGAUGCUGUCGAGUGCACCAUAUGGGUGUUAAAUCAGUUACUUAAAAUGUACGCUUUAGCUAAAUCGGGUUCUUUGCUGAACUCACAGGUAAAUGAAAUUGGGCGCACUAUUCACAAUAUCCCGAUAAGUGGCGAUAAAGACUUGAAACUGUAUUUAGAUGUUCUACAUUUUUCAUCAUUGAUGAGUUAUCAGGACACAGCGAUUACCAUUUAUGGAUAUUUUCCUUUGGAUUCAACUCUCGUAUUUAAUAUUGUUGCGUCUGCUGCAAUGUAUUUAGUAAUUUUGGUACAGUUCGAUAAACCGGAGUAAAUGACAUCUACAGCGAAACUUGGUCUCCGUGCUAAUCUAAACAAUAAAAUCGAAGGAUGUUAUUUCAUAAUAAAUAAUAUAUUAUUA
This is a messenger RNA of Cydia pomonella (codling moth), 1714 nucleotides long. RefSeq names its product gustatory receptor 68a-like. The record is from RefSeq and is a predicted model, not a curated record. The transcript is spliced from 4 exons. Lineage: Eukaryota; Metazoa; Arthropoda; Insecta; Lepidoptera; Tortricidae. Bases 407 to 1627 code for a protein of 406 amino acids. Gene Ontology annotation, cellular component: axon; dendrite; neuronal cell body. Gene Ontology annotation, biological process: sensory perception of taste.